Messenger RNA from Acanthaster planci (crown-of-thorns starfish), 2390 nucleotides. RefSeq names its product phospholipid scramblase 1-like. The record is from RefSeq and is a predicted model, not a curated record. Lineage: Eukaryota; Metazoa; Echinodermata; Asteroidea; Valvatida; Acanthasteridae.
CAACGGCCUGGAGUACCUGGCUGAGGUAGACCAACUCCUGGUCCAACAGCAGAUUGAGCUGUUCGAGGCGCUGACCAGCAUAGAGACACGGAACAGAUAAGCCAUCAAGAACACCAUGGGGCAGCAGGUGUACUUUGCCUACGAGGAAACUGGGUUUUGGAUGCGAGUCUGCUGUCAGAGUGGAAGGGGCUUCUUUCUGCAUAUCCGGAACAAUUUUGGCCAGGAGGUGAUUCGUGUCGAACGACAGUUCAAGUGCAUGGCUGGCGGUUGCUGGCUGGCCAAUCUUGACUGCUGCUCGUGGGAGGUUACUGUAGAGUCUCCGCCUGGCAACCCCACUGGACGCGUCAAGCAGGGGAUUACAUGUACUUUGAGAUGGAUUCUAACUCAUCUUAGCCGCAUCGUUGGUAUGAAGGUCAGAGUGAGACCUUCACCUCAUUGGCAACGAUUCGUUUGAAGUAUCCAUAAGAGGCAUUGCUUUCCGAGGGAGAAGUUUUCUGAGUCCGAAUAAAAAUAAAACACAAUGUUCUUGAAAAUGUCAAAUUUUAAAAAAAAUUGGCUGAUUACACACUUGGUAAUUUUAAAGAAACUAAUUGACGUUUUCUGGUUAAGUUUUCCUUUUGUUCAGUUCUGUGCAUUUCCUCGAUUUAUGGGACCGAAAAAAGGAGCAUUGUUAACAGAAAUGGAAUGGCUUUGGAGUUUUUCAUCUGUAGGCCUGCCAAUGUUUAGGUUCAAAAUGUGAAAUUUCUUGGCAAUGUUCCUUCGUAAUUUUGACCUCUGUUGCCUGUAAUCUGUGACAAUAUAGUGACCGAUAAAGAUUCAUUGUAUUUGAACAGAAUUUAGAGGGCCCUCGUGUGCUGCCCGGUUUCCACGUAUUGGGUAACCUCGACAGGUGAACUUAUGAAAAAUGAACCUGGAAAGAAUGGGAUUACAUUCGUUUUGUAAAUAACUUCCACAGAAUCAUACCUCUGCUUACAGAAGACAGUAUGUAGCUAGCGACAGAUACUUAGCCAAAGUGUCUGCAGAUACAAGAAAAAUCGGCUCUCAGAAAUGUUAAACAGUAAAAAGGUGCUUAGAACUUGAGUAAAUGCUGAAAAACUUUGAGUAUUUACUUUUAAAACGUUUCCCACACGACAUGUUUAUAGACAUUUGCAUUGAAAUACAUUGAGGAACGUGUUUUAAUUAAUGGUAAAAGUAUUUAAAUGCUGUGUGGAUUUCACAGAGUUUGUCGUGGAAAAGUAUUUAGCAUUUAAACACACUCCUAAACGCAUUGCAUGGGUUGAACGUACUUUAAAAAGUGGUUACAAAAACAGUUUAAACCCUGAGCGCCAUUUUAAUGGUAUAUUGGAGCAACAGUGAUUAUAUUACUCGUCGAAACGGUUUCAAAUAUCAUGUAGAAUGAGGGUAAAUGGACGCUUUGUGCGCCCUCUGCAGUUAUGAAAAACGCCAGCAUAGCAGAUGCAUACCUGAAGAUUAUAAAUACUGAACAUUUGUUGAAUUGAAGCAUGUUUUAAGAAGACACAUCGGAGUUGGCAAGCGUUCAAUCAAAUUUGAGAGAGUUUUUUUUUCAGGGCGUAAAAUGACAGAUAGCCUCGUAUUCCCAGGCGAAUAGCGUUAGAUUUUGUUGCGGAUUUUGGUUGUUUUUUUUCUUGUUAAGCUGGAUUGUUCUUGGAUUAUUAAGUAAGAUGACUUUCUGAUUGUUGAAUAGUAUUUAGUAUUUGGUGCGGCUACCGACGCAAUUGUAUUGAUGUAUCAUGACUUAUUACAGGUUUUUUUACCACAUGUAUAGGUGUAGAUGACUAUCGUCAAGAAGUAAUCGUUCUUCCCAGUAAAGCACAAACACAGGUCUGACUUCCUAAUUUGUGGCAAGUUUAUUGUCUCACACGCGGUAGCAAAUAAACAUUCUUUUUACUCUUAUUUGCUAUCCAAUUUUUCAAGGUAAAUCAAAAGUUGUUGAAGGCUGACAUGUCACAUACUUGUUUUCUUUUUGUUAAAUAUGUGGUGUAAUUGCUAGAGAACAAUACCAGUUCCUUCGUCCUGCUUGAUAUAGCGCCACCGUUUGACAGAUUAUCAGCACCUCAGUGGCGUACUACUAAAACCAAGUUUAAAAAUAACUGUUUGUUUCAAUAUUAUGCAGCAUGAUUUAAUUGCACAGAAAUAACUGAAGCUUAAAUUCGUCCUAUUUCAGCUUUGUGUUUUUCCUCUAAACGGAACUUACAGGGUUCUGCCUUUAUAGGCUAUACGUUAUGUAAAUCUCUAGCUUUUACGUCCUUUGUGUAUCGGUCUUUGAAUACAAAAUGUACAGUAAAUCCUGCAAUCGAAAAUGUCUUUGUACAACAUCUUAUACAUAUACAAAGUUGUGUCCUCAUUUUCAAAAUAAACGACAGAGAAUC